Messenger RNA from Prunus mume (Japanese apricot), 528 nucleotides. The record is from RefSeq and is a predicted model, not a curated record. NCBI's taxonomy places the organism in Eukaryota, Viridiplantae, Streptophyta, Magnoliopsida, Rosales, Rosaceae.
UCUCUCUCUCUCUGUGGCUACAUGGUCUCCUAGAAGGACUAUGAUUGCUUUAAUCUGGUCUGGUUUUUCUCCUGUCUCCCUCCUCAUUCCAGUAACCAUCUCGCUCUUGUAUUAUAUGAGGAGAGGGACUUGCAAAUUUGGCUGUAAGUUUCACCAUCUUAAGCAGGGAGGAAACUCUGGUUGCCUUGCAAAUUUGGUUGCUGCCACGGGGUUGGAUCCCUCAAAGCACCUGGGCAAAGAAAUUACAUCCUUGCAUAAUUGUAUUUGCAGGUUAUAUGGGAGUAGUGGAUGUGGCGAAGGAAGGGAAUAUGAAACAUUGACUCUGAAUUGCCUUCUCUUUGUUAAUCAUAACCAUUAACCAUUGAGGUACAUACAUUUUAAAGAGCGGUAUUUUAUCUGCACGUUCCCAGGAAGACUUGAAAGUUGCAUUCGAACUCCUCAACUUUUGGUUGGAAGUAGACUUUGAGGACUACUGUUAUGAGACACAUCUUAGAAAUUAGAAUUGAAAUGAAUAUUUUGAAUUUAUUA